Molecule: messenger RNA, 1848 nt
Organism: Macroventuria anomochaeta
Lineage: Eukaryota; Fungi; Ascomycota; Dothideomycetes; Pleosporales; Didymellaceae
Product: UTP--glucose-1-phosphate uridylyltransferase
Exons: 4
Coding region: 225-1691 (488 amino acids)
Biological process (GO): UDP-alpha-D-glucose metabolic process; glycogen metabolic process
Cellular component (GO): cytoplasm
Molecular function (GO): UTP:glucose-1-phosphate uridylyltransferase activity
Source: RefSeq, a predicted model, not a curated record
AGUCCCACGUUACGCACUGCAGUACCAAUGGCGCUUUCUGAGCGAUUGGGUCUGUCUGAGCUGUAAAGCAGGAGCUCCCAGCGCAGAGCAGGCAGGAGGAGCUGAGUCUUAGAGCCGUACUUCAGCAGUCGUUCGCCGAACGAGCGUUUCUCUCCAGAAACCCACUUGUUCUUUCCAGUUGCCGGCAAUCUGUCACCAGCUCAACCCACCUCUCCGUGCCGACCAUGGCUUUCGAGAACACAUCCACCAACGUCGCUGCCUCGCAGAUGCGCAACGCUCUCAACAAGCUCGCCGAUGGCGUCACCGACCCCGCGGAAAAGAAGUACUUCGAGACUGAGAUGGACAACUUCUUCGCUCUGUUCCGUCGAUACCUGAACGAUAAGGCCAAGGGCAAUGCCAUUGACUGGAACCGCAUUGCUCCCCCGAAGAAGGAGCAGGUCGUCAACUACAAUGACCUCGCUAACUCCGAGGCGGUGGAGUACCUGAACAAGCUGGCUGUUGUCAAGCUCAACGGUGGUCUUGGUACCUCCAUGGGUUGCGUUGGCCCCAAGUCGGUCAUCGAGGUCCGCGAUGGCAUGUCUUUCCUUGACUUGUCGGUGCGCCAGAUCGAGUACCUCAACCGCACAUACGACGUCAACGUCCCCUUCGUUCUCAUGAACUCGUUCAACACAGACAACGACACCGCUAGCAUCAUCAAGAAGUACGAGGGCCACAACAUUGACAUCCUCACCUUCAACCAGUCCAAGUACCCCCGUAUCUUGAAGGACUCGCUUCUGCCUGCCCCCAAGUCCCGCGAGUCUGACAUUGCCAACUGGUACCCUCCCGGUCACGGUGACGUUUUUGAGUCUCUGUACAACACUGGCAUGCUUGACAAGCUCAUCGAGCGUGGCAUCGAGACUAUCUUCCUUUCCAACGCCGACAACUUGGGUGCUGUCGUCGAUCUCCGCAUUCUGCAGCACAUGGUUGACUCCAAGGCUGAGUACAUUAUGGAGUUGACCGACAAGACCAAGGCCGACGUCAAGGGUGGUACCAUCAUUGACUACGAGGGCUCCGUCCGUCUCCUCGAAAUCGCGCAGGUCCCCAAGGAGCACGUCAACGAGUUCAAGUCGAUCAAGAAGUUCAAGUACUUUAACACCAACAACAUCUGGAUGAACGUUAAGGCCAUCAAGCGCGUUGUUGAGCAGAACGAGCUUGCGAUGGAGAUCAUCCCUAACGGCAAGUCCAUUUCUGCCGAUAAGAAGGGUGAGGCCGAUAUCUCCGUUCUCCAGCUCGAGACCGCUGUCGGUGCUGCCAUCAAGCACUUCAAGGGCGCUCACGGUGUCAACGUUCCCAGGAAGCGUUUCUUGCCCGUCAAGACUUGCUCCGACCUUAUGCUCGUCAAGUCGGAUCUUUAUACUCUGCAGCACGGCCAGCUUGUCAUUGACCCCAACCGCUUCGGCCCCGCUCCCCUCAUCAAGCUCGGCAGCGACUUCAAGAAGGUUUCCAGCUUCCAGAACCGCAUCCCUUCGAUCCCCAAGAUCGUUGAGCUUGACCACCUGACCAUCACCGGUCCCGUCAACCUUGGUCGUGGUGUUACCCUGAAGGGCACCGUCAUCAUCGUUGCCACAGAAGGCUCCACAAUCGACAUUCCCCCGGGUUCCAUUCUCGAGAACGUUGUCGUUCAGGGUUCGCUGAGGUUGCUCGAGCACUAGAUGGGAUUUCACGGCGUUGUUGCAGUUUAUAGUAGAUUUACGAUAACAGGUCUUUCUGGUAUCGACUGACCAUGAUGGAUGGUACGCAUGUUUGUAGCUUAGCAAGCCUCUUCCAGGCGGCGAGGACGUAACGAUGCACGCCUCGGCUGCUUUAUGG